UUCCAUUCCAUUUCCUUCCUCCGUCCAGGGUUUUCUUGCUCUUGUUCGCCUUCUAGAGGAAAGCGUUCGGUCUCUCAUCGACUUUUUGCCUUCUUUUUAUUCCUCCGGGCUCGAUUGCUUCUCUCGUUUUCCCGUCUAAUUCUCCUUCUGAAUCGUGUUUUCAUGGCUCGUAUCCUCGGAAGCCUUCUCCUGUUUGCUCUUCAUUUUGAUGCCUAAAUCGGCAGGGCUGCCGAUCGUUCUUGUGGAGGGUUGCCGAACCGAUCCACCGCUGGAGUUUCUUUAGGCGUGUUGGCCCAAUUCCUUUUCCCGAUUUCUUUAGGUGGGUUUGUUUUUGUGAAACGGGCUGAAUUCGGGGGAGGACUUGGCGAGAUCUAGGGCUUUUCGUCUACCUUUGGGUUUGAUGUGGAGACUUUUCCGAGGGAUUUGGAAUUUUAGGGAUAUUUGAUCGAACAUGGAAGUGGAAUCGGUGGGGGAUGUCGCGUCGCUCGAUCCUGACUUGCUCCAGUUGCCAGAGCUGUCGACGGUUGCCCUGAAGUCGAACCUUUACAUGGUGGAUGAGCUCUUCUCCCAGUUUCUCUCGAUCCCGGAGACUGGUCGCUUGGUAAAAUCAUUGCUGGAUGAUGCAAAGGCGGGUAUUAGCUUGAGUGUCUCAGGCACUUCUAGUAGCUCAAAUUCUUCUCCAACAAAUUCUUUGCCCUCGAUAUUUCCUGCUGGCAGUGUACCACCUCUUUCUCCAAGAAGUACCUCUGGUUCUCCACGUGCUGCAAAGCGACAUGCAGCUGGGCUAUCUAAUCUAGGUUCUCCACUGAAAUUGGUCAGUGAGCCUGUCAGGGAAUUCAUACCGCAGUUCUAUUUCAAGAAUGGACGACCACCUCCAAGUGAAUUGAAGGAACAGUGCCUUUUUAAAGUCAAUGAACUGUUCUGUGGUCAUUAUGAUGGACUCCAUGUUCAAGAAUUUAAACCUCUGACAAGGGAGGUGUGCAAACUGCCGUCUUUUUUUUCUAGCACCAUUUUUAAAAAGAUUGAUGUUGAAGGUCUGGGGUUUAUAACAAGGGACCAGUUUAUUGAUUACUGGAUCAAUAGUAAUAUUUUGACAAUGGAUUUUCCUACCCAAAUUUUUAGAGUUCUGAAGCAACCUGGUCAGAAUUUUCUUACUCAGGAGGACUUCAAGCCAGUUCUUCGAGAGCUUUUGGCCACUCAUCCAGGGUUAGAGUUUCUUCAGGGAACACCUGAAUUUCAAGAGAGAUAUGCUGAAACUGUAAUAUACAGAAUAUUUUACUAUAUGAAUCGAUCUGGUAAUGGUCAUCUUACAUUAAGGGAGCUGAAGCGUGGGAAUCUGAUUGCUGCAAUGCAGCACGUUGAUGAUGAAGAAGAUAUCAACAAAGUACUGAGAUAUUUUUCUUAUGAACAUUUCUAUGUGAUAUAUUGCAAAUUCUGGGAGCUUGACACAGAUCAUGACUUCUUGAUCGAUAAGGAGAAUCUUGUUAGAUAUGGUAACCAUGCUCUGACUUACAGGAUCGUGGAUAGGAUAUUUUCACAGGUUUCCAGAAAGUUCAAAAGUAAUGUUGAAGGAAAGAUGGGGUAUGAGGACUUUGUGUACUUCAUGUUGGCAGAAGAGGACAAAUCUUCCCAGCCUAGUCUUGAGUAUUGGUUUAAGUGUAUAGAUUUGGACGGUAAUGGAGUGCUCACCGCUAAUGAAAUGCAGUUCUUUUAUGAGGAGCAGCUACACCGCAUGGAGUGUAUGGCCCAGGAACCAGUUCUUUUUGAGGACAUUUUGUGCCAAAUGGUUGACAUGAUUUGUCCUGAGAAUGAGAGUUGUUUUACUCUCAAAGAUCUCAAACGUAGCAAGCUUUCGGGCAAUAUUUUCAAUAUCCUGUUCAACCUCAACAAAUUUAUGGCAUUUGAAACUCGGGACCCAUUUCUUAUCCGUCAGGAAAGGGAGGAUCCAACAUUGACCGAGUGGGACCGUUUUGCUCAUCGAGAAUAUAUCAGACUGUCCAUGGAAGAAGAUGGAGAAGAUGCUUCUAAUGGAAGUGCAGAGGUUUGGGAUGAAUCGCUUGAGGCUCCAUUUUGAUCGGCAAAGUCCCAAAUUUGUUGGCGUGGAGAAGCUCUCAGGCAUGAAAAAUUUCAAAAACAUGAAUGCACUUGACAAAUGGCACCUUUGGCAGAAGACUUGCACAUUAAAAUGAUUACGAGUGGGGGCCUAGUCGUCUGACCCACUUCUCCAUUGGCAUCAAAGUGGAAAAGGAGAAUGAAAGAAUGGAUGUCCAAUUUAGUUGCUGAUUUUCUCACCAGCUUACACCAGGGAAGUGGGCAAUGUUCUACAGCAGCGCCUUGGAGAGCUGGCUUGCUUGUCACGAACAAGCAGGAUAGGAAUUAAACUUUUAUCCCCCCUCAUUCCACAGGUAAAAAUAGCAUCAACAGUGUUGGUCAAUUUUUUCUAGAAGUGAAUUUUGCUAUAUUAUUCUUCUUCCUCCUCACUUAACUCACACACGUGUCUACCUUUCUCUCUUCUUCACCCCCCCAACCACCACCAGUCCGCGAGUCUAUGCCUAUGCUAGCUUGUCUUUCUGAUCAUUGCCUUUUCUAUCUGUGAUCAGGUGAGUCUUUAUGUAAUUUUAAUGCCCUCUAUUAGUAGUUAUUUAAGUGGAGUUACCGGAAAGAAACGAUUGAUUUGCCUGUAUUCAUUACCUUUGUACUGUUCAUAGAAAUGCAGGUUCUCUUUCUUGUCAUGAAACAUUUCUCUGAUGCUUGUACCCUGUUGAAUUACAUUCAUUUGAUCCUGUGUUUUAGAGACCGUUACCCAGAUGUUUGA
Nymphaea colorata (pocket water lily) is the source of this 2815-nucleotide messenger RNA. RefSeq names its product serine/threonine protein phosphatase 2A regulatory subunit B''beta-like. Gene Ontology annotation, biological process: protein dephosphorylation. Gene Ontology annotation, molecular function: calcium ion binding; protein phosphatase regulator activity. The coding region runs from base 452 to 2074 and encodes 540 amino acids. Lineage: Eukaryota; Viridiplantae; Streptophyta; Magnoliopsida; Nymphaeales; Nymphaeaceae. The transcript has 13 exons. The record is from RefSeq and is a predicted model, not a curated record. Gene Ontology annotation, cellular component: protein phosphatase type 2A complex.